AUGGAACAGUCCGGACCUACUGGGGCUCAGGUAGUCCACUCUGUGUUCCGAGAACCAUUGCACAAGAUCCUGGAGAAGGAGCCCGGUCACACCAACGACGAUUGCAGGAAUCUGAAAAACUAUUUGGAUCGACUCGUCCGAGAAGGAAAGUUGAGGCAUCUAUUACACCGCCCCGAACAGUCAAAUGUCGAAACCAGACAAGACGCAUUGAGGCCACCCCUAGGCACGAUAAAUGUCAUUCUUGCCGCACCUGGGAGAACCGAUUUCGGCCCGUUUAGAGUAAUGUCAGUGGGCAGAUUCCCGACGGAACCAGACGAAAGGGAAUCCAAGAGAGCCACAGUGAGUGCCACGCCAUUAAUCGGGUUUACGGAAGAGGAUAAGCGAGGAACUAUUCAACCCCAUGAAGAUGCCCUAGUUGUGACGCUCAGAAUAGGAGGUUAUGACGUGAAAAGGGUAUUAGUCGAUCAAGGCAGCGCCGUGGAGGUAAUGUACCCGGACUUGUAUAGGGGGCUGAACUUGAAGCAGGAAGACCUGUCGCCAUACGAUUCCCCCCUGGUUAGCUUUGAAGGAAAGAUCGUCAUCCCGAGAGGCAUGAUUAGGUUACCAGUGCAAACAGACUCAGAUGUGGUAGAAGUGAACUUCAUUGUCGUAGAUGCAUACUCCCCUUACACAGCUAUCGUGGCCCGGCCAUGGCUUCAUGCACUAGGGGCUGUGUCGUCAACCUUGAACCAAAAAGUGAAAUAUCCGUCAAGUGGUCAAAUCAAAGAGAUAAUAGGGAACCAGGGAAUGGCUAGGCAAUGCAUGGUGUUGGCAAUCUCACGACGGCCGAAUAGCGAACCUUCCACUUCUACCGAGAACGGCUUAUAG
Messenger RNA from Quercus lobata, 867 nucleotides. RefSeq lists its product as uncharacterized. The transcript is spliced from 2 exons. Bases 1 to 867 code for a protein of 288 amino acids. The record is from RefSeq and is a predicted model, not a curated record. Lineage: Eukaryota; Viridiplantae; Streptophyta; Magnoliopsida; Fagales; Fagaceae.